Molecule: messenger RNA, 3228 nt
Organism: Anopheles moucheti
Lineage: Eukaryota; Metazoa; Arthropoda; Insecta; Diptera; Culicidae
Gene: Galphaq
Product: guanine nucleotide-binding protein G(q) subunit alpha
Exons: 9
Coding region: 1544-2605 (353 amino acids)
Biological process (GO): adenylate cyclase-modulating G protein-coupled receptor signaling pathway; phospholipase C-activating dopamine receptor signaling pathway
Cellular component (GO): heterotrimeric G-protein complex
Molecular function (GO): G-protein beta/gamma-subunit complex binding; guanyl nucleotide binding; G protein-coupled receptor binding
Source: RefSeq, a predicted model, not a curated record
GGAACGCGUCAUCUUAAUGGCCGAUUGAAGAACCGUGCGCGUAUUCCCGUGUGUGUCGACAGCAGCGCUCUUGCCGUGGUGUACGUGAAUGCGUGCUCCCGGUACCAUCUUUGUCCAUCCGUUUUUACGACCCUGUGUGUGCGGCAGGCACGCACGGCCACGGUCAAACGGUACACCCAGUCCCCUGCUGCUCAUCCCAACCCCGAUCCAACCGGGAGUGUGGGACAGUACGGUUGCGCCUGCUCCCAGGGGGAAGAAGAAAAAGUGCAACGACGGCUAUACGUGGUGCGAGGAAAAACUACGCGAAAAUACACACAAGGGCGGGGUGGCAAAAUCCGCACUGUGAUCGGCCGACUCCAGUCUGUCGCCGUGGUGAGGCAAGGAUGAUUCUCAGUUGCGCGACGCAAGUGAGAUGAAAAGUGUGCAAAAGUGAAUUGGUUGCGGAGGGAGAGAAGGAGUACCUAGAAGGGAUCGUCCUACAGGCUACGCUGCUCGGAUGAUGGUGGUGUCAAAUUAAACGCCCGAAAUAAGUGCAAUCAAGUUGGCGGUAACAAAAUUUUUACGUUUGGUUAUCGUUUCCGUUGUCGCGUGGUGGAACCCGUGUUUGAUGAAUCUUCCUCUUCACCGGUGCACUUCCGUUCGCUUGCUACGGUAGCACUGCCACUGGUACACGGGACAAACACACAAUCACACGCACGCAUGCACGGAGCCAAGAGGAAGCGGUGGUACAACUAAGACGAAGGCUGGAGAUACAUAAAAAAAAAACACAACACGCCUACUGUGAACGCGGAGGAUUUGACCCGACGAACUUCACCGCUUUGAUUGCACGCUGGCCGUGUGUUCUACGUCGAUCGGUUGGAAGUGAAAUGUGUGUGCGUAUGUGUUCGUGGAGUGCCUCCAGGAAGUGUGAUCCGAGAUUGUGAGAAUCUCCGGUAGCUUUACGGCCGGAAAAAAAUCAUCUACACCCCUCUUUGACAUCACAACCACCACUACUCCUUUUCGCGAGUUUUUUUUUGCGCUAACGGUGGAGUACAACCUUCACGGGUGGUGUGGAUAGUGGCAUUUUGUGAUAAUUGAAUUAGUGCAAUAAUAUAGGCGACCGCCAGGCAGUGGUGUGAGAGGAGAUACGUGGCUUUAUGUCCGGAUAGCCAGUACUCACGUGUGAAUAACGCGCGACAACGACAGUGCGGAACAACGCGGAAAAUUACACCGCGCUUGAAGGAGACAGCUACAACAAAUUCCUCCCCGAAGCCAAAAGUAAAUCCUUUCCAGUGUGAAUCGGUGAAGAAAUCGGUAGCAAAAAGAAAAAGGUGAUCGUAUCGGGGGCGAGUAAAGCUUGUCGAAGUUGAAGAAAUAAUAUUGUGCUGCAACCGGUGUUGUGUGUUGAUCGGACGCGUGUCGACCAUUGUGCAGUGAGAGCUUAAGACGUGCCGAAUCCGCCACACCGUGCUGCAAUAAAUACAACAACAACAACAACAACAACAAAAGUCAUACCAACCAAGGAUAACGGAAGCCGCCGGAAGCGCGAUCCAAUCUCGCCAGCAUGGAGUGCUGCCUGUCCGAGGAAGCCAAAGAGCAAAAGCGCAUCAAUCAGGAGAUUGAGCGGCAGCUGCGACGGGACAAGCGGGAUGCGAGGCGAGAGUUGAAGCUGUUAUUGCUGGGUACUGGUGAAUCGGGUAAAUCAACAUUCAUCAAGCAGAUGCGUAUUAUUCACGGCAGCGGCUACUCGGACGAGGACAAGCGGGGCUUCAUCAAACUAGUAUACCAAAACAUCUUCAUGGCGAUGCAGUCGAUGAUACGAGCGAUGGAUCUGCUGAAGAUACUGUACAGUGAUCCGGCAAAUAUCGAGCAUGCCGAGCUAAUACGAAGCGUCGACUUCGAAACAGUGACCACAUUCGAACCGCCAUACGUUCAAGCAAUCAAAGACUUAUGGGCCGAUGCGGGCAUCCAGGAAUGUUACGACCGAAGGAGAGAGUAUCAGCUAACAGAUUCCGCCAAAUACUACUUGAGCGAUUUGGCACGUAUCGAACAGGAAGAUUUUCUCCCAACUGAGCAAGACAUUCUAAGAGCUAGGGCACCAACAACGGGCAUUUUAGAGUAUCCAUUCGAUUUGGAUAGCAUCAUCUUUAGGAUGGUAGACGUCGGCGGACAAAGAUCUGAAAGAAGGAAAUGGAUCCACUGUUUUGAGAAUGUAACAUCAAUCAUAUUCUUGGUUGCACUGUCGGAGUACGAUCAAAUUCUGUUCGAAUCCGAAAACGAGAAUCGAAUGGAAGAAUCGAAAGCUUUAUUUAAGACCAUUAUUACGUAUCCAUGGUUCCAACAUUCGUCGGUGAUUCUGUUCUUGAACAAAAAGGAUUUGCUGGAGGAAAAGAUCAUGUAUUCGCAUUUGGUAGAUUACUUCCCCGAGUACGAUGGACCACAAAGAGAUGCAAUAGCUGCCAGAGAAUUUAUACUUCGCAUGUUUGUAGACUUAAAUCCCGAUUCGGAGAAAAUAAUUUAUUCACAUUUCACUUGUGCGACAGACACCGAAAAUAUCCGGUUUGUGUUCGCCGCAGUCAAGGACACGAUACUUCAGUCCAACCUAAAGGAGUAUAAUCUGGUCUGAACUCGGAGAGGCAACAGUGCUUGCUUGCCAUUGGCACCUGCGUUUCGGUACCGAUUACAACAGAAGCAUAAUGGUGAACGAUCGCUGGCGAUGAUCUCGUUAACGUCAAAGGUGUGGUAUCCCUUCAUCAUUAUUCGCCUUUGGUGCCAUUCUACUGGAACUCUAUCGUCAUUGUUACCAACAAACCAACAAUUACUUCAUCUAUGUGCGGAAGUGUCAAAGCAGCCAGCCAAAUCCGUCACCCAAGGAGCAUCAUCCCGGACGAUAGAGCUGGAUCGAAGAAACGGGCAGCAGGUUCCUUACAUACACCUCCACAUCAUUCUUCGUCAUCGUCAUUAUCAUCACUACGAUCGCGAUCAUCAUCGUUAUUUACAACAACACGUACAUGUGCAUAGCAAUAAGGGACAGCACGGCCACGACGGACACGACGCCGCUGCACAGUGCAGCCGGAAUCCUUUCCACAUGGCGCUGCUGGUGGUAAUGCUAGCGUGAAUGAAAGCGCGCAUUGUCUUGUCUGACCGCAAUAGUCACCCGUUUUUAUUGAUUGACCCCUUUAGCUGAAUGUCAGAUCUGUCAAAUCUUGGCGGGGCAAACAAAAGUGAUUGUGUGCGAAUAUAUUGUGG